Molecule: messenger RNA, 1765 nt
Organism: Mus caroli (Ryukyu mouse)
Lineage: Eukaryota; Metazoa; Chordata; Mammalia; Rodentia; Muridae
Gene: Abitram
Product: actin binding transcription modulator
Biological process (GO): dendrite morphogenesis; regulation of filopodium assembly; regulation of actin filament polymerization
Cellular component (GO): nucleus; lamellipodium; filopodium tip
Molecular function (GO): actin filament binding; actin monomer binding
Source: RefSeq, a predicted model, not a curated record
UCGGGGAGCCCUAACCCGGUAGAGGCAGGACCUUGCUGUCUGCUGUCCCUCAGCUCUUUGACGCCCGGUUGUAUUUGCCUUUGGCCCAGGAUCGCAGGUGACUGGGGUCGGGGAGGGAGUUGGCCGCCGGCCAGGGAGUCGUGCGCGUGCGCACGAAACCAACCGGCUCCCACGCGCCGGAACUACGCUCCUGGACCAGAGGGAUGGAAGAGCUCUGCUGCCCCGAAGCCAAGCUGGCGCCACCAGAGGUAGUCAUAGCUACCGAAGCCCCGCCACCCUCCCUUGUGGAUCGAUACUUCACUCGCUGGUAUAAAGCGGAUGUUAAAGGAAAACCCUGUGAGGACCACUGUAUACUCCAGCACUCCAACAGAAUAUGUGUCAUCACACUGGCAGGAUCUCAUCCAGUUCUUCAAAGUGGCAAAACCAUUAAAAGUAUUUCCUAUCAGAUCAGUAACAAUUGUAGCAGACUUGAGAACAAAGUAUCUGGGAAAUUUAAGCGGGGGGCACAGUUUCUAACAGAGCUUGCACCUCUGUGUAAGAUACACUGCUCUGACGGAGAGGAAUAUACCAUAUCUAGCUGUGUUAGAGGUCGAUUGAUGGAAGUGAAUGAAAACAUUCUUCAUCAGCCAUCUCUUCUUCAAGAAAAGCCGUCCACUGAAGGCUACAUUGCAGUUGUAUUACCCAAAUUUGAAGAAAGUAAAAGCGUAACAGAAGGGUUGCUGACACAGCAACAGUAUGAAGAGGUUGUGGUAAAACGCACUAAUGCCACAGCCACCACGCCCUGAGUCUUUCGAUGGAGGCAGCACUGGAUUCUCAGCCUACCCGGCCUAAACCAUCAGUGCCCUGAAGACAGCCAGUGUGAAUGAAGCAUUCCUUGCAGACGCCUAGCCUAGAGAGAAGCCUAAACCUUCACCUAACCUAAUUUCCCUCCUUUGUCUUACAUCACAAGCCUUGUUCCCAUCUGUAUUCAGGCUCUCAGACCUGCCUUGCCCAGGCUCUUGCUUUGUGUGCUGGGAAGCGCACUUGUGGGCGUAUACAUCAGAAAACAACUUCAAGUGCUUUUUUUUUUACCACAGUUUCUCAUUGGCUUGGAACUUUGCCAGAUAGCCCGUGUACUUCCAGGGAGGUACCUGUGUUCUCUGCCUCCCACCUUCCCAGGCUAGUAUUACGAGUGUACACCACCAUGCCCUGCUUUAUAUGGGCCUGGAAACCCAAACUCUGGGCUUCAUGCUUUCAAGUUGUAUUCGUUACUGUUCAGUUGCUGGGACAAAAUACCACAACCAAAAGCAACUUCAAAAAGACUUUAUCUGGGCUUGUAGUCCAGAGGACUAGAUGACCGUAGCAGUGGGAAGGCAAGGUAGCCAGGGCAGGAAGCUAAGAGAUCCCAUCCCUACCACACACCAAGAGCAGAGUGAACUGGAAGGAGAAUGAGGUUAUAAACAGGCCCUGGGGAUACAAUUCCCCAUCAAGACUCUGUCCUAAAAGUCCCAUAAGCUCCCCCAAACAGUACCACUGACUGGGGACCAAGUGUUCAAUUACCUAAGUCUAAAGGGGUCAUUUUUCAUUCAAUCUACAACAUUCUCCCCAUAAUGGCUAUAGGCUCAUAAUCAGGUCAUGCAAAAUGUAGUUAGUCCAAUAUCAAAAGUUCCCAUAGCCGUUAAUAGUCUCAGUGCUGUUCCAAAGUCUCUUGAGAGACUCAAUGCAAUCUCUUGUCUCCCCUGUAAAUCAGAAAGCCAGGAACAUUCUUCCAACAUACAAUGGCACA